Molecule: messenger RNA, 1617 nt
Organism: Chelonia mydas (Green sea turtle)
Lineage: Eukaryota; Metazoa; Chordata; Testudines; Cheloniidae
Gene: SAMM50
Product: SAMM50 sorting and assembly machinery component
Exons: 15
Coding region: 141-1550 (469 amino acids)
Biological process (GO): mitochondrial respiratory chain complex assembly; protein insertion into mitochondrial outer membrane
Cellular component (GO): outer membrane; SAM complex
Source: RefSeq, a predicted model, not a curated record
GGGCGGGGGGGGGCGGGCUUAGGCGCUGGGGUGUCAUGGCCACCUCCGUGCCGCGGUCUUUGCUGUGGGCCCGGCGCUGACCGCCGCGCGCUGCCCUCGCUGUGCGUUCGCUGCUCUCCCCGCCCGGCGGCGGUGCGGCCAUGGGGACGGUGCACGCGCGGAGUCUGGAGCCUCUUCCAGUGAGUGGGUCUGACUUUGGUGCUCUAGGAGAUGAACCUGAACUAGUUGAAGUUGAACCUGAAGCCAAGCAGGAAGUCCUUGAAAACAAAGAUGUGGUGGUUCAACAUGUACACUUUGAUGGACUUGGAAGGACUAAAGAUGACAUUAUCAUGUAUGAAAUUGGUGACCUUUUCAAGGCUAAAAACCUCAUUGAUGUAAUGAGAAAAUCACAUGAAGCUCGUGAACAGUUGCUCCGUCUAGGAAUUUUUAGGCAGGUGGAAGUUCUGAUUGAUACAUGUCAAGGAGAUGAUGCCCUUCCAAAUGGUUUAGAUGUUACAUUUGAAGUAACAGAACUGAGAAGACUAACUGGAAGCUAUAACACUAUGGUUGGCAAUAAUGAAGGCAGUAUGGUUCUUGGGCUCAAACUCCCUAAUCUCUUUGGACGUGCAGAGAAGGUGACCUUCCAGUUUUCCUAUGGAACAAAGGAAACUUCAUAUGGCCUAUCAUUCUUCAAACCACAGCCUGGAAACUUUGAAAGAAAUUUUUCAGUUAACCUGUAUAAAGUAACUGGACAGUUCCCGUGGAGCUCCCUUCGUGAGACUGACAGGGGAUUAUCGACAGAAUUUAAUUUUCCCAUAUGGAAGACCAAUCACACACUGAAGUGGGAAGGUGUUUGGAGAGAGCUUGGCUCUCUUGCAAGAACAGCGUCCUUUUCUGUUCGAGAAGAAAGUGGACACUCCCUUAAAUCUUCUCUCUCUCACGCCAUGGUAAUCGAUUCUCGGAACUCUUCAAUCUUGCCAAGACGAGGUGCUUUGCUGAAAAUUAAUCAGGAGCUAGCCGGCUACUCAGGUGGAGAUGUGUCCUUUCUAAAAGAGGACUUUGAGCUUCAGCUGAAUAAGCAACUUUUAUGGGAUUCAGUUUUUUCAGCAACUCUCUGGGGUGGAAUGUUGGUUCCUAUUGGAGAUAAACCCUCCAGUAUUGCUGAUAGGUUUUACCUUGGUGGACCAACGAGUGUGCGUGGAUUCAGUAUGUACAGCAUUGGACCCCAAAGCGAAGGUGAUUACCUUGGAGGAGAAGCCUAUUGGGCUGGGGGCCUACACUUGUACACACCUCUCCCUUUUCGGCCAGGUCGUGGGGGAUUUGGAGACCUCUUUAGAACACACUUCUUCCUCAAUGCUGGAAACCUCUGCAAUCUUAACUACGGUGAAGGUCCCAAAGCUCAUCUCCGGAAGCUGGCUGAGUUCAUCCGAUGGUCUUACGGUGCUGGAAUAGUGCUCAGACUUGGAAACAUUGCUAGAUUAGAACUUAACUACUGUAUCCCUAUGGGAGUACAGGGUAGUGACAGGAUAUGUGAUGGUGUCCAGUUUGGAGCUGGAAUAAGAUUCCUGUAAUAUUACAGAAACACUUCACGCUUCUGUCAAAAAAGAGAGCACUUGAAUAAAAUAUGGCUCACAGUGA